AUAUUUCUUGAAAUGAAGAUACCGCGAAUUUACGGGGAGAGUCGGGGCGCGCUCGAAUGAAAUUAAAACCUGCGGGGUAACCGGGCGACGAAUCUAAACCGUGCCAGCAUCAAGAUCCCGAGGAUGCAAGAACUUAACCGCGCGCGCCACCCCGUAGAUAAGAGCAGCGUUCGAUGAUGGUGGGAUGUAGAGAUGGUAGAGGGGUGAGGUGAGCUUUUGCAAGCUCGUGGCGCCACUUGCGUGGCCUCCCCAGCGGUUGAAAGGGGUGAGAGGUUUGGGGGUUGGUUGCAAGCCUCGAUUCUAGGCUUCAGUCAGUCGUGCGAGGAGCGAGACUCGCUAGGGUCGAAGGCUCGUUGCGACCGUGGUGGUCACCCUUCUCGGCGGACUGUUCCCUCGGGACAGGCUCCACCUGUUUAUCGUUCCGUCGUGUAAACCAGCAAAAGAAAAAAAAGCGCACCGUGUGAAACAAAAGGUGGGAGAAAUGUUGGCGGCGUUGAUCAGAAGGGAGAAUCGUGGGCCGAUCGAACGAUACACGAGAUAAUCGUGGUGAAAGAGGUGGAUGAGUGCCGGCAGCCUAACCAGUGAUUUCGGCGUGAUUACCAGCUUAAUUGAUCAGAAGCACUUUGAAACAGGUGUGCCGGGUGAAAAGUGGGUUAUCAAAUUCAAUGUCACAUACAAGCCCUAAAAGAUUCGUAAUUAGAUGGAAGCGUGGAAGGCAGGGAAAUGGAGGCCUACCGAAUUACUCUUCCCACUACUGUUCAAAAGUGCUCGAGCAAUGGUACAACGCGAGCUACGUCCUCGAUAAUUAAAUUUCGAUUCCGCGGGAAUAAUACAAUAAUAUACUGCCGCGCCACUCCACCCUUUAAUUUGUUUUCUCUCUGCACCUUUUAAAAAACGAACUUCUGGAAAUAAAUGCUUUCAACCGCAGCACGCCGAACUUUUAAAACAAAGAGGCAAGAAGUUUCGGGUGCUAAUAUUUUCACCUGGCUGCGGGCAAAUUUUAAUAACCAGCCACGCAAAAUCCCUGCCAUUAUUGGUGGCCUGUUAUAAACGUACGGGCAAGUAAAGUCAUCGAUAUUUUGCGGGAAAAGGUUCGGCGGACUGAUUGGAUUUGCGGUCGGGCCUGGAUUUGGUAUUAAGAAGGAUGGGUUGGACACUUACCGUUCUUGGGGUGGCUUUAGCUAUCGUCAUUGUGGCAGGCACUGCCCUUGCUCUGUGCAGAAGAUAUUGCAUUGGCUGGCAAUGGGGUACUAGAAACAUUUGGAAUGUCUGCGAGGAGUGGCGGCAAAGGUUAUCCUGGUUAUGGGCACCGCGAGAAGAAAAGGUCGGUUUAGUCAAAGCACAACAUCCAACAGCUCAAACAAUCCCCGGUUUAUAUCGACAACCUGGAAACGCGUCUCAACAUCUGCUUCACAGUGACAGCGACCUCAGGCUAGAUGCACAAGGAGCUUUUACCAGAUUCGAACCAGUAGACAGAGAUCUCCAUCCGCCUCUGGGCACAACAACCGGUAGCACAAUACCACCGCAGCCUUUGAGACCGGCACCUCAACCAAGGCCAACCGCUCGUCCAAGGCCGUCUCCACUUCAAACCUCGAGCACCGUAGACCAGCUGAGAAUGCAAGAGGCUGGUCCGGUUCCUCUAACUCCACCACCAUCGUUACAGAGGGCUCCAGUUCCCUCGAGAUCGUCCGGCUCGUCGGUCUUUCUUUUCCAGAACGAGCCCAUCAAGAAUUACGGUCUGCAUAAAACAUCAAACGAUCAUGGUUCGUUCAUAUUCGAUGGCGAGGCAACGAAGACCGUGGCGGAGAAUAUUCAAAUGGCGUCGUACGGGUCGCAGAAUCAUAUAGACUCGAGGCUGAGAUACGAGCUCGGUGAGGAACGAAGGAAAGAGAAUAGAUGCAAUCCUUACAGGCAAUUCGACGGUGGCAUCGAGUCGACCAGGAUCAGAUACGGUGUACACGGCGUACCUAUAGCUACCCUCGACGGUAAAGGGGACGAGGAUAGCAACACGAGUUACGGAAGCUACGACAUCGUUCAAAGGAGUCACAUGAUACGGCAACAUAUCAGGAAUGAUUCGAGGGGCUCGCCGAGCAGUUUCGGUAUGACGAAUUCUUCGAAUGCCGCAAGCCAGACUAUCAUGGAAUCGAUAUACGGAUCCGAGGAGCUGUCUAAGAUGCUUCAGAGCACUCAGAGUCUUGGGAACGACCUCGAUCAUAAGAGCAACGAGAUGCAAAGCAUCGAGAUGACGCCCUUUAGAAGUUCCAGCCUUCAGGACAACAUAGGCCCGUCCUACUUGUUCCGCGAGUCUCAAGGGUUACAGAAAGUCUCCCAAUACAUUCAAAGUUUGCCCGAUCUUCCAAUAUACGAUUCGAUUAACGAGCUGGGACUCCACCAAGAUCAGGAUCGCGUGCUCUACGACGACACAAUUCAGGAAUCGAUCAACGCAUUGAAGGUCAACAGCGAGGCCGUAUCCAGCCCGAUACCACCACCGCCACCCGCGCCGCCCGAUCCACCGAAAGACGUGCCAAAAAAGAACGGGCAGACAACUGGCGAAAGAAUAUUUAACGCCCUUAGAUUGGUCACUUCGCAGAGUUAUAUCGACGCCUCGGAAUUUUACAACUCGGUCGUGUCUUCGGCACAACAGGUUCAACGUUUCACCUUCCAAUCGAGAUCCCCAUCGUCGUUGGUCGAGGAGGACACCGGUGGCCAGUUGCAGGAUGAAGUUCAAGAUAUUUAUGCGGAGAACGAUUCUGACGUGAUAGGUCCUGACGACUCUAGACGUAGCUCCGAUCUUUACAGUCCCGAACUUAAUUUAGAAGCACAUAGAACUGCACAAGAGGUGUACAAUAGUUUACAAGAUCCACCAUCAUCCCCAUUGUUAGUUAAAGAUCACAAUCAAGAGAUUUACACAUAUAUGACUGAUCCUAGCUUUACGAGAACCUCUGAGGAUAUUUUAAAUAGCAUUGAGCAAAGGAGAAAAAGUAUGGAAAGAUUAAACGGUAUUCAUGAACUUAACGAACUCGAUGACGCUGAUACAUUAAGAAAGCGAAACGACUUCUACGUUGCAGUAGAAGAAGUACAAUUGAAACGAAAAUUCUCUCAGAGUUUUAUCACAAACUAUACCAUGAACGAUUACAAUGAGGUCAACCCUGGAAGUCGUCGUGGACCUCAGGGACCGGAUCCAGAGCCACCGCCGGAUGAAUCGAACCUGAAAAGGGCAAUAAGCUGUGAGAGUGUGUGCUCUGAUACGAGUGUAGUAUUAAACGACCUCGAAGAAGCGCCUGUCGUCGGCCACGUGUGUGUCGGUGUCCAAUACGACAGAUGGAGUGGCCGAGGUGCUGAUAGCGAGGGUGAUCUUGCGGUCAGCGUUCUCGAGGCCAGAGAUCUUAUCGCCCCAGAUGGUCAACCUGCUCAAGAUACCUUUGCUAGAGUUUGUCUGUUACCAAACAGACAGUUACACGUGAAAACAAGACUGUAUAGAGGAAGUCCAUCGCCUAGUUAUCAAGAAAAUUUUUUAUUCCCUUUAGACGAUGGCCCCUCGGGGAGAACUCUUCUUGUCGAAGUGUUUUCUGAUGAGACCAGUAUAGGUGGUGGAACAUCCCUUAUUGGAGAAGCUAGAUUACGUCUAGGGCCUGCAUCAAGGGCACCGGCAACUACCUGGUUACCACUCAUGGGAUCAGCUUUACCCACGCCAAGACUUGGAGAAUUAAUGUUCUCUUUGAGCUACUUGCAAACAGCCGAAAGGCUCACGUUAGUGGUUGUAAAGGCUAGAAAUUUACGUGGCGCCAAUACCGUGCCUGGUGAUUUCUUCGUCAAGGUUUAUUUGCUACAACAAGGAAAAAAGAUUCACAAGAAAAAGACGUCCGUGAAGAAAGGAGAAGAGAGCCCGAUCUUCAACGAGGCAAUUAUUUUUAACGUGCCCAGUCAUAUUAUGCAGAACAUACAAAUAAGACUAACCGUAGCGGAAGUAAGCAAUGACCAGGGAGUAAAUUCGAAACCAUAUUCUGUCGGGCACAUUAUCGUAGGACCCACAUCAGCAGGAAGAGCAUUUGUUCAUUGGAGACAAAUGUUGGCUGCUCAGAGGCGCCCUGUCGCUAUGUGGCAUCCCCUGAGAAAAUGAAAAAAAUAUAAAGGAUGUUAGUGACAAUGUAGAAAUGAAAAUUUGUACAGAUUUAAAGUAUAAUUGGAGAACGGUAGAAUUACAUAAAUAUAAUUUUAUGGUACAUUGAUAUUGUUUGUGGUUUUAAAUCAUUUAUUCUUAGAAGAGAUAUUAUUUUUUUAAAUUUUUAUUU
Messenger RNA from Apis dorsata (giant honeybee), 4292 nucleotides. RefSeq lists its product as uncharacterized. The record is from RefSeq and is a predicted model, not a curated record. Gene Ontology annotation, molecular function: SNARE binding; phosphatidylserine binding; clathrin binding. Lineage: Eukaryota; Metazoa; Arthropoda; Insecta; Hymenoptera; Apidae. The coding region runs from base 1145 to 4120 and encodes 991 amino acids. Gene Ontology annotation, biological process: regulation of calcium ion-dependent exocytosis; calcium-ion regulated exocytosis; regulation of dopamine secretion. The transcript is spliced from 15 exons.